This is a messenger RNA of Schizophyllum commune H4-8, 387 nucleotides long. RefSeq lists its product as uncharacterized. The record is from RefSeq and is a predicted model, not a curated record. NCBI's taxonomy places the organism in Eukaryota, Fungi, Basidiomycota, Agaricomycetes, Agaricales, Schizophyllaceae. The coding region runs from base 1 to 387 and encodes 128 amino acids. The transcript has a single exon.
AUGAUGCUCUUUGGGAAAGGCGGCGGCUCGCCGAGCCGAACCUCCGGGUCACGUGCGCGGUCGGAAAAGAUCGGAUGCGCUGCUGCGCACCCUCUCUUGCUCGUCCACCACCACCACUACUGCGCUCCCUGCGGCCAGCGUGCACCCCAAUCCCCUCUCUCCUCUAUUUUCACCCUCCCCACCUCCUUCUCUGGCUUCCCCGACGCCCUCAUCUCGCCUUACCGCGCUCAACAGCGACUUCGCGCUGAUAGUGAGCAGGAGGGCAUUGCCGGGCUCUCCACACCCGCCCUGUUGCCCACGCCGCCUGGGCUGUCCAGCGCCGCCCACCCUCCUAUCCCCAUCCCUCUUCCACCCACCACACCCGUCUUCGUCGUGCCACGUAUGUGA